CAGAGCUGUUGGUUCACUUCCGGGGGAUGUUUACGGCGAAAGGGCAGGUCCUCAAGCUCCUUUUCGGGGACCACCGCCACCUCUCCGGACGUACCACCAUCGCAUUUCUGGUCCUGCUGAUUUUACACCGGUUAUCGGCCUUUACAGAGCCGAUGGUGCCUCGUCACUGCGCGGAGAGGACGACGUCCCGCCGGUGCUAACGAGCUAACUUCCGUUGAGCUCCGGUGUAGCUACGAAGAGCUGGCAGGUCUUCGUCCCAUCCUGCCACGCGUCCUGCUCAGGGGCUUCACACGCUCAGUCCUCAUCGCUCUGUCCGUCUGCACGACGACUGCAUCGGAACAGCUCGGCGCCAUUCACCAGAGGCCACAAUCGACCAAAGCCAAUGCUAAUAAGCACAGCACAACGAUCUUAGAGCCGCGUGUUCUGGAGAGUCGCUGCGCAGCCCUCCAGUAUCGAGCAGUCAAGUGUUCAGCAGGAGGUGAAGCGUCAGUUUCAGCAAUGCCUGGGUCAACGCCGGCCAGCAGCAAGGCUCGGGUGUACACCGAUGUCAACACACAGAAGAAUAGAGAAUACUGGGACUAUGAUGCACAUGUGCCAAACUGGAGCAAUCAAGACAACUACCAGCUGGUGCGUAAGCUUGGUCGAGGGAAGUACAGUGAAGUGUUCGAGGCCAUAAAUGUGACCAACAGUGAGAAGGUGGUGGUGAAGAUCCUCAAGCCUGUCAAAAAGAAGAAGAUCAAAAGGGAAAUCAAAAUCCUUGAAAACCUGCGUGGAGGGACCAACAUCAUCCGCCUGGUCGACACCGUCAAAGACCCUGUGUCCAGAACACCAGCGCUUGUCUUUGAGUGCAUCAAUAACACAGAUUUUAAGGAACUUUACCAGAAGCUGACAGACUUUGAUAUCCGUUACUACAUGUAUGAGCUGCUCAAGGCUCUGGACUACUGUCACAGUAUGGGCAUCAUGCACAGAGACGUGAAGCCCCACAACGUCAUGAUCGACCACCAGCUCAGAAAGCUGCGUCUCAUCGACUGGGGUUUGGCAGAGUUUUACCAUCCCGCUCAGGAAUACAACGUCAGGGUGGCCUCGCGUUACUUCAAAGGCCCAGAGCUGCUAGUGGACUAUCAGAUGUACGAUUACAGUUUGGACAUGUGGAGUCUAGGCUGCAUGUUGGCCAGUAUGAUCUUCCUGAAGGAACCGUUCUUUCAUGGUCAGGACAACUACGAUCAGCUGGUCCGCAUCGCUAAGGUUCUCGGCACUGAGGAGCUUUUUGGUUACUUGCACAAGUAUCACAUAGAACUGGACACUCGCUUCAAAGACCUGCUGGGACAGCAAACGCGGAAGCGUUGGGAGCAGUUCAUCCAGUCGGAGAACCAGCACCUGGUGAGUCCAGAGGCUCUGGACCUGCUGGACAAGCUGCUGCGCUACGACCACCAGCAGAGGCUGACGGCCACCGAGGCCAUGCAGCACCCGUACUUCUAUCCUGUGGUGAAGGAACAAGCAAACGCCAACACAGACAGCACAAAGGCAAUAAGCAGCUCCAAUGCAACAUGAUGAUCACAGAGCAGAGAUAGUACCUGCUCUGUUGAGGUUCCAAGCGAUACCCAAACCGAGAUGAGUCGAGCUAGAACUGUAUCAUGGAGAAGCAGCAUCAUGCGGUAGAAUGAGUUAUUAAUCUUUUUUUUUUUUCCCCCCCUCCCUCCCCGUUUCCGUUCAUUCAGGAAAAAUCAUUGUUACCUCAACUUGUGACCUUUUCGUGGCAGAAAACUUCAUCAGCAGCCAAACUGGAGCGAGACGUUAACACCACAGCAGAAUCUCACACACUCACACUCACACACACACACACACACACACACACAGGCGGGAAUCUGCGCUACUUUGGUCCGAGUCACAAAUAAGUCAGAUCCCAGCGUCCCCCUCCACCUGUUAAUGAGCAAAGCGACUGUUGGCUCCGUGUCAGGCUGCUGAUGUUACUGUAAAGACAUUUGUCGGUCGCCAUGGCGACUCAGCUCCAGUUCCAGGUUUUAGCACUGAGUGGCGCGGAGGCUCUUUUCUGCUCUGAUAGAACAAAAGCUAUAUUGAAAGAGAAUAAACAUUUUUAUUUAAAA
This is a messenger RNA of Solea senegalensis (Senegalese sole), 2105 nucleotides long. Its product is annotated as casein kinase II subunit alpha'-like. The record is from RefSeq and is a predicted model, not a curated record. The transcript has 13 exons. Gene Ontology annotation, molecular function: protein serine/threonine kinase activity; ATP binding. The coding region runs from base 499 to 1551 and encodes 350 amino acids. Lineage: Eukaryota; Metazoa; Chordata; Actinopteri; Pleuronectiformes; Soleidae. Gene Ontology annotation, cellular component: nucleus; protein kinase CK2 complex; cytosol. Gene Ontology annotation, biological process: protein phosphorylation; regulation of chromosome separation.